UUUCUAUAGGAUGGAGACAGGACUGGAGAGGCAGAAAAAUCUAGCAACCUGAAUAUAUGAGAGCAGUCUUUCGUGCACGCGCACUUUCGCUUGAUGGUCCCUGGCAGCGCGCCAGGUGGUAAGUGAAGGGCGCGCGCGUUGUCGGCGCAAGGUGUGGGGAUUUGCAAAGUUUGGCAUUUCCACAAUGAACCGAGGACAUUUUCAAUCAGCGUUUGUAACGCCGUGGACGCAGGGAUAAUACUGGUUCAUAUAAAUGCUGUUCAACUUGAAUAGCGAUAUGAAUCAAAUUGACCUGCUUUUGAAUGCGUUGUAGUUGUACUUCAGCUUUGCAAACAGUGUGUUUUUCUGUAGACAGUGGACGGAGUCCUAAAGUUUAACUUGUUUGGAAACAGAGCGGUACCUUCUAACCCUAUCUAAUAAGGGAGACAUGCAAACUUGACUCCUUCGUUGAGCUUCAUACCUCUCCACCAGCCUCCAGCUCCAGAUGAUGCGGACGAACAAUAAAGGCCGGAGCGCCUCCCCCCACAGGAACGCCUACAAGUCUGACUUCCACUCCAUCAAAUACUCCUUGGACACUGUGACCAGGCCUAGACCUACUUCCCUGGGCCUCUCUAUCCCUUCACCUGGCCCCAUGGCAGUCCCUCACACCAGGACCAGCAGUGCCAGUGGCCCUGGUGAGUGUUCUAGGGGUAGGACCCUCAGUCCUAGAGGGACCAAGAUCCGAGACAACAUCUUCCUCCAGAUGGACAGCCAACAGCACCUCAUCCACCCCUUGUCUCAGGCCCUACCCAAAUGCUCUCCCAGCUACAGCUCUGUCCGGAGCAUGUCCAGUGUAGAACCAUCUAUGCUAGAUAAACCGUCCAAGGCCGAGGAGAUAGAGAUAGACAGAGCGGCUCUAGCUCAAAAGUUCUCUGUGACCCGGAAGCUGUUUGAGACGGUCAGCGGGGGUCAAAGUGUAAAGGUCAGCCCUGGCAGAGAUGGCAGGGGGUCUGUGGAUGGGAGGGGGGAGGACGGGGGCAUGGGGAGAGCAAGGGGCAGGUCAGAAAGAGAUGAGCUGACAUCUACGUCAGAAAGCGAAGGAGAGGGGGAGGGGAGGAAACCCAUCAACGUACACACACACAUUUCUCUAUCCGACGUAGAACUCCACACGCACACUUCAUCACUGGACACCAGCUUGUCUACACACAUUCACCCAGUUAAUGGUCACUCCAGUGAGACUUUUUCCCCUGAUGGCCCAAGUCCUAUGGCUGACCCCUCAGACAGCAGCAGUGUGUGUGGUGGAAGUGUGUUAGAUGGGAGUGUGUGUGAGGACUCUGUGUGCUCCCAUGUAUUCAACCCACCUAGCCCAGCACCCAGCACCCUCCACUCUCAGCAUCCAUCCCAUUCUUAUGACUCCCCUAGUCCUCUCACCCCAGUCUCCCCCUGUUCUGACCAGACUGACUUCUAUGGCCCUAGUACACCUAAUGCUGACAACAGGACUUUGUCUGAGGGGAAUGACCCUAAUGAUCUUUACAUGACCCCUGGUGACCCUUUGACCCCCACAGAGGGGUCAGGGGCUAGGACUGUGAGGGCGGAGCUAGUGGAGGUGAAGAGCGAGUCGUCUGAGAGCGAAGGGAACGAGGGAGAGGAGGAUGAGGACACCUUAAAGAAAGAAGAGGAGACCAUGAAGCAAGAGGAGGAAAGCAAGAGGGAGGAGAGCAAUGUGAAUAACCUGGUAGAUGAUGUGUUUGAAGAAUCCGGUGUGGAACCUAGAAUGGUAGAACAGAGAAUGGUUGAACCUACAGUGCAACCUAAAAUGGUGGAACAGAGAACAGUUGAACCUCCAGUAGAACCCAGAAUGGUUGAACCCUCGUUAAGCGAGUGUGUGGAGGGAUUCCCUGACAGUUCUGAGGUGAGGGAGAAGGAAUCAGGGAGAGACAUGUACCAGCAGGCGAUAGAAUGGAGGGAGGGGCAAAUGGCGGGAGAAAGCAGACGGUAUAGAGAAGAGGGGACGACAGGAAAGAGUGAGAUGGAGAACGAGAAUGUAGGGACGGAAGAAGGAGAUGAGGCAGGAGAGCAGGAGAAAGUUGAGGCGAGAGGAAGCAUGCGUAAUGAGAGCAAAGAGGAGGAAGGGAACGAGAAGGCCGGAUUGGAGGCAAGAGGGAAAGACUUCAGGGUAAAGAAGGAGGUGAGAGAGGAAGAAGAGAGGAAGUGCAGAUGGAGAGUGGAGGUGAAGGAUGAGGACGAAGGGAGAGAGUGCACUGAGAGAGGAGAGAAGAAUGGGUCUACCAUCAUCCUUGGGAUUGAGGAGGAGGCCUUCGCGAAAGACAGGGAACGGGACUCCGCAAGAUGUCUGACUCCAGAGCCAGAGGAGCAGCUCUCUACUGAAUAUGAAGAGAUUCCCGGUCUUCCUCAUGAGGAUGAUGAGGAUUCUGCUAAGACAAGGAAGGUCAAAUUCUCGACAGCACCAAUCAAGGUGUUCCUUACCUACUCUAAUGCGGACUAUGACAGGCGUAACGAUGACGUUGACCCUGUGUCUUCCUCUGCUGAAUAUGAACUGGAGAAGAGAGUGGACAAGAUGGACCUCUUCCCUGUCCAGAUAGAGAAAGGAGACGAGGGUCUGGGUAUCAGUAUAAUAGGGAUGGGGGUAGGGGCUGACCAGGGUCUGGAGAAGCUGGGCAUCUUCGUUAAGACCGUCACAGAGAACGGAGCUACACAACAGGACGGACGUAUCCAGGUGAAUGACCAGAUAGUGGAGGUGGAUGGGGUCAGUCUGGUCGGAGUCACACAGCUGUUUGCUGCCACUAUGCUGAAGAAAACCAUUGGCACCGUCAGGUUUUUGAUAGGCCGGGAGAAGCAGGGGGAGGAGAGUGAGGUGGCUCGUCUGAUCACUCAGAGUCUGGAGCAGGACAAGACACCACCUACAGUGGAGUUGCUAAUUAGAGGUGAUGAUGGUGCUCUGGGGCUGAGCACAGUGGACGAGAGAGAGGAAGAUCUCCUUACAGAGGAUGAAGAAGAGGAAGACCUAACCAGCCUGGACUCAGCCCAGCUCUGCCUUAAAUACAAACAGCUCCAAUUGAAGCUCAGGACCAGAUCAGACCAACUCUACCUAGCCCAGGAGAAGCUGAGGGUUUGUGAGGAGCAGCGGGCCUUGUGGGAGAGUCGUCAGGAUGAGCUGGAGCAGAGUGUCCAGGAUGGAGAGGAGAAGGCUGACCAACUAGAGAAGUACUGGCAGGAGGCCCAGGCUCUGUGCAGGAUUGUGAACCAGCGAUUGGCUGACACUCAGAGCCAAUUCGACAGCCUAGAGGUCAAAUACAGCAAGGCCAAGAGACUGCUGAGGGAAUUCCAACACAGAGAGAAGGAGAGUGAGAGGAGAGAGGAAGAGCUGCGGCGAGAGAUGGAGGAGACCGAGAGGAGACACAGAGAUACCGUGGAUAGACUACAGAGACAGAUAGGUCCCCUGGAGCGAGGGGAGGCGGUCCCUGAGAUCGACAACCAAUCGCUGGACACCUCAUUUACCUCCAGUGCAGACUGGAGCAUUGCGGUGCCUGAGACGGGUCGGCUGGACACCAGCGCUCACAGGGCCAGAGCACAGCUCGCCCAGAAAGCCAAGAGACACCCUCCCUCACGAGACAAACUCAGAGAGUCCUUCAGGAGACAGGGUGAGGAAGACCAGAUUCAGGCCUGUGACAGGAAGAGCCAAUCUCUGACUGCGAGCACACCCCGAGAGGCGGGACGUUCAUUCUCAGCAGGAGGUGACCGUGUCCACUCCAGCACCACCUCUCUGUCUGCCCUCACCCCCCCAGUCCCAUCCCCCAUCCUCUCUCCUCACCCCCCCAUCCAGGCCAGUCUCCCUCUAAAGAGGACAACUCCUCUACCACACACAAAUCAAAGAGAAGAUUCCCUGACUUCAGGUAGCAGCCUCCGCAAGUCUCUGAGCAGAGGGAGGAAGAGUGAGAAGGAGAAGAACGAGAGAAGGUCCCUGGACCACAGGGGUUCGUGUGGUGACCUGGUAGGUAACUCCAGCAGUGGUGUAUCUCCCUCAGGCUCUGUCACUUCCAUGCCCUCCUGCCUGCCCUUCUCCUGGUUCGGGGAGCGAGGGCGGGAGAGACUGAAGAAGGAGAGAGAGAAGCUUAGGUCGGUCUCCAGCAGCAGUCUACCCUACAUGACCACCGGAGGCAGUAGAGACUGCCAGAGACUGAGUGUCGCAGACGCGGGGAGUACCAGCUCUGCUCUCCUGUCAGGGAUGCUAUCAGAUCUGUCUCUCUCUGGGCGCUCUCAAACUCUCACCUUCUCCUCAGAGACUCUAGACGGUGACUCUGUCCUAGUUGGUAGCAAUAAUCAAUGGCAAAGCCAACCCCUGGACCAAUGGACCAAUCAGCAGGUCUGUCUGUGGUUGAUUGGCAUUAGCAUGGACCAAUAUGCAGCCGAGUUCACAGCCAAUGGUGUGGAUGGGCUGCAACUCCUCAAUCUGGACAACAAUAAACUCAAAGCUCUGGGGGUGUGCAGUCAGAGUGACCGUGCUGCUCUGAAGAGAAGGCUGAAGGAGAUGAGGAAGACUCUGGAGCGAGAGAAGGAGAGAGUGAAGGGAAUGGAGAGAGAGGACAAGGAAAGGGAGAAUAGGAGCAAGGAGAGUGAAGGAAAGGAGAUGAGGGAGAAGGCGGGAAGGGAGGGCAGAUGUGGUGGUAAAAAGGUCAGAACAGAGUCACUCUGCUGAAGUCUGACCUAUCUUAAAUCACAACUUUUUAUCUGAGAUGUCCUACUAUUAGGCUCAUGUCAUGCAUUCCAGUCUUCAGACAAGCUGCUUUAGUCUAUAUUAGUCUCUCUGUCAGCAAAGACAUGUCUUACUGUAAGUCUUCACCGCGGCCGGUGAAAUACUUUUUAUUUAUUUUAAGUGUUUUGUUGCUAUGUAUAGACGUUUCUAUAUGCAUGUUGUACAGUGGAUGACAUUAAGCACUAUAUUGUAUUUUAAGCUGUGAAUGUUUUAUGUGCGUUAAUAAAUAAUGUUUCAAAUUUAGACUUAACUUCUGACUGUAAAGGCCGCAUUUUAACAUUCAGGUUAAAUUUCAUUUCCACGAUGUAACAAAAUGCACGAAAGAAAAAGAUGGAUGUGACUUUGUACAGGAUGUAAAAACAUUUAUUUAGCAUGGCAAUUUUUCACACUUUUACUUUACAUUGUCAACAGCUGUCACUGGACAAAUCCUCCACGUUAAGGAUGAAAUGGGUCCUGUUUAAAUACUUCUACAAAACCAAAAAAAAGGCAUAAUUUCUUCACUUCCUUGAAAUGAACACUGAUUUAACGUGACCGGUUAGAAGAACUACGAUAUGUAGUUUCUCCACUCACUCUGCUUCACUGGUCCAUCUCAACAAUCUAAUACUUAUAAGUUCACAACGUUCUCUCUGAGCAGUUAUGGACGUUAGUACAUAGAUAUAAAUAAUAUAGAAAGAUUGAAUGGGAAAGCUGUUGAUUAGCUCCUGCUUUAACUUGAUGAAAAAUGGCCACAGUUAAACAUGCGAAAUGUGUAUAACUGUCCUUACACCCAAAUGGUUUUGAGAUUAUUUGUGAUUUGAGGCAUCCAUCCUUCCAUAUCUUGGAAGAAAAAAAAACUCAUUCUGAAAAAUGAUUUGGCCAGUGGAGUACUUUGUAGGUAACAUUCUCCUCAUACAAUAAAUACACAUUCUUCAAAAUAUACAAAACAUAUAAAACACUCUAGCCUAUUCCAUAAGUGUACAUUUACAAAACAACAUCCAGAGCUUUGAAAGAGAGACAGCUGGGAUUCUUGACCCAAAAUGUAAAAGAACACACAAAAAUCUUCUCUUUCUGUCCAGUGAUCAACAUGGAUGUCACUAUCAAGAUAAAAUUCAAUCAGACAAGGUACUACUUAAUUGAUCCCCAAAAAGGGACAAUUUGAUGAAGUGUUAUUUCACCUUAUCUAACCGUCUGUCCUUAAAGUACACAAAUAAAGCUUUUCUACAA
Molecule: messenger RNA, 5956 nt
Organism: Salmo salar (Atlantic salmon)
Lineage: Eukaryota; Metazoa; Chordata; Actinopteri; Salmoniformes; Salmonidae
Source: RefSeq, a predicted model, not a curated record